GCAUCCGCCGGCUGCUGGGCGCGCAAGUGAAGCCGAGGAAGGGAGGGAACAUUGGCGCGUAUGUCGCAGCGCGUUAAUCCGCAACCUCGUCGGCCUUGAAGUGGAACGCACAACAUCGCCAAAUUCCAAGCUGUAGGGCACGGGAUGUUAACACGAGCCCAUGCUGUGCACCCCGCCAACGCGGAACGCCGAUGACCGGGUGUCGGACUCGGCGUUGGAUAGACGCAGACCAGGCUAUCUGUCUCUUGGCCUUUGUUCCCAAGUUUGAAGCGCUGCCAAGAGAAGCGGUCGCUGGGUGAAUUCAUUUUGCGACGGCACUAUAAGGACCCAGGGCAUCAGUGAGCAGCGACACCAAUGGCCAAGCCGCAGACCAGCACAGCAACCCGCAAGGCGGUGCACGAGGGCCCGGACUCCGCGAGAGCCUGGUACCUGGGCGUCUUCUGCACCGCUUACGCGUUCUUCGGUUGGGUGGGCCUCAGCUCCACGCCGGUCCUCUAUGUGGGACUCAUCAAGCACUCGGGGGCCUCCAGAGAGGCUGCGUCACAGCCCUUCACGGCCAUGAUGUGUGCGUACUUCACUGGAAGUGUUCUGUACGGUGGGCUGGCCCACUGGUUCAACGAACAGAAGCUGCUGCUCGGGGCCGCCAUCAUUAUUUCGUCGACGCUCUUCGCGAGCUUCUUCAUCGUCGACGUCACAGUUCUGACGGUUGUCCUGGGCGUACUUCACGGUCUGGGCGUGGCCUCAGUCGGAGUGGUGGUGGGCGCCCUGCUGUCGCAGUACUUCAUCAAGUACCGGGCCACCGCGUUCGCGCUCAUGUCGGUCACGCUGAGCCUGACGGGCGUCGUGUUCCCACCCGUGGCGUCCUACUUCGUCGCCGAGUACGGCUUCUCCACGUCGCUGCUGCUACUGGGCGCCCUGUCGCUGCACCUGUUCCUCUGCUGCCUGCCACUGGCACCGCAGCCGUGGCAGAAAGAGCCGCCGCCGCGGCCUCCACCGCCUCCCGCUGCACUGACCGCACACAAGACUCCCGCGGUGCGGGAAAACACAAAUGGUCACAUCGGGAAGCAGGAUGACACCAAACAAAAUACUCGCCAAAGCAUAUUUUCCUUCAAAAGGGUGCGGCCAUUCCUGCAAAGCAUCUUCGUGAUAGUCUGCAGUACGAACGCGUGCAGCUGCUUCGCCAUCUUCACGUACACGCUAACCAUCGUGGACUUCGCGCACGAUUGCGGCUUUCGAGGCUACCAGGCCGCCAUGUUGAUGACGGCCAUGUCCGUUGGCUGGGCUGCGGCGAGCGUGGCUCUAGCGCCGGCCGUGGACGCUGGGUUGACCAGCAAGGAGACGGUGGUCUUCACAAGUUUCGUGGUGCAGGGCGUCGGCUUCGUCUUUAUGGCGUUCCUAGGCGAACACUAUGGGUGGCUUGUUGCCGGCAGCGUGCUGGUCGGCUGGGGACAGGGAAGUCGAGGCUUCCUGCUGUUCGUGUUCGUGCCUGAGCGCUUCCCCAAGGGCCAGGUUCCCUUGGCGUUUGCUCUGAUGAGUCUUUCGUGCACGCUGCCCUUCUUUGCACGAGCGCCCAUCAUCGGCUAUGUUCGGGACACGCUGGGCAGCUACUUCAUGCUCAUGAUUGGGCUGGCCGUCAUGGACGUUGUGCUGGCCGUGUGCUGGGGUGCCCUGGCUCUGCUCAAGUGGAGGCACCGGACGGCCAAGCUGCGCAUAGCACUCCCGUUCGCCUGACGCCUACCGCGACGUGCCGUGCAUGCAUGCUGUAGUAAUCGCUACGAACUCCACGAGUCGAUUGAUCGGACUGUACGCCGGGAUCGAGUCAUUCAGCACUGAAGCCUUGCGCUGUUGCGCAUGAUGCUGCUCAAGGGCCGCCGACACCGGUAAAGAAGGCGCAAGGAGGGAGAGUAAAAGGAACAACCCAUAUCAAAUAGCUCAAAGUUUGCAUUAAACAUUGGUUGCACUGGUGGCGAUUUGCCACGCCCCUACCUCAUGAAGCUUGAAGGACAACUAUAUAACGGUAUAGUAUAUCGUGUUUCGUGCACUCGAUUACGACCAGCCGAAUACAAGCUGAAUGGCGAUCGAGAGCGCUCGAAAGAGACCAGUCGUAUAUCUGUAUACCAUGUCAGAAGUGAAGUGUGUACGCAAAAUAA
Rhipicephalus sanguineus (brown dog tick) is the source of this 2150-nucleotide messenger RNA. Its product is annotated as monocarboxylate transporter 11. The transcript has 8 exons. The record is from RefSeq and is a predicted model, not a curated record. Lineage: Eukaryota; Metazoa; Arthropoda; Arachnida; Ixodida; Ixodidae. Gene Ontology annotation, biological process: transmembrane transport. The coding region runs from base 355 to 1731 and encodes 458 amino acids. Gene Ontology annotation, molecular function: transmembrane transporter activity.